Messenger RNA from Drosophila hydei, 568 nucleotides. RefSeq lists its product as uncharacterized. The coding region runs from base 107 to 538 and encodes 143 amino acids. The record is from RefSeq and is a predicted model, not a curated record. The transcript has 3 exons. NCBI's taxonomy places the organism in Eukaryota, Metazoa, Arthropoda, Insecta, Diptera, Drosophilidae.
CGAAGGUGUCAAGUCGUAUACAUAUUCGAAAGUAACUUAUUUUUCUGAAAAGUGAAAAAUAUCUGUUUGAUAAAUCCAAGUUAAGACAAUAAAUAAAGGCUAGAUUAUGGAUACAGCGACUUUAUUCACAGGCAACUAUGAAUGCUUAAUGCCUGCGACAAAGCAAAAGAUACGCAGAACCGGUCCGGGAGUUGCUAAGCGUCCCAGUGGUUUCAUAUCCCUAAACUUACUCUACCAGGACAGGGCGAAGAAGGCGAGGCAUCUGCAGCUGACCAAGAGAAGGCGCAAAUCUAACAUGGUCAACGUGUCCACGCAGACAGACAGCACAUUGGUGGUGCUGUGGAAUCAAAAGGUGUUGACAACGUUGCGCUAUGUGGUGCCAGCGCGUCAGGCGUGCACCUGCAAUUGGAGCGAUUAUUAUUUGGGUAGGACGAUCAUCAAUCUCAUCCAUUUCCUGCUAGUCAUCGCUGUGAUUAUUCUAAACUUGGGCGUUCUCUUUGGCAUUUACGAGAAGUCCAAGCUUUUGUUUAAAUUCUAGUCUCUGGCUAGUCUACGAUGCUAGCUUAAU